CCAUCCACCCUUUGUCCAAAGCCUCUGCUGCUUCAAUGAAAAACCUGGACACUCCCGCAAUUUUUCAUUUUUUUCAUCCAAUUUCGACCAUCCGGAUUAAAACAAACACCAGCCCUUUAUCCCCCUCUUAUAGUCGACCUAUCACCAGUGUUCUGAGCCUCGUUAAAGCUGGUUUUCCUUACCGGGGGUGAACUUUGUUGACCUUUUGGUGAAGCUCAGGCGACCACUUCAGGUCGCUUUUCACGUAUUUUUCAUGUCCCUCAGCAUCUCCACACCUUCCCCUAGGCCUCUACGUGUUUUCCCCAGUCUGUAAUUGCUUCAUUCAUUGUUUGACAAAUUGAAGCCUAGGGUUUUAGGGUGAGCAAUUUGGCACUCUUUGAGAAAUUGCUUUAAUUGAGUGGGGGAAGGAAUAGGAUUGAUUGAGUGCAUGUUUUUUUUAUGUGGGUGAAGCUUUAUUGUCGCCUUGGUGGGCACGGUUUGAUCAAUUCCCUUGUAAUUUAAUUAGAUGUCCAUCAAGUGUUCUACAAAAUGCAUGACCAUGAUUUCUGUUUGAUUUCGAUGUGAUUUUAGGGUGUAUUAGUCGAUAUGUGCGAAUUAGGUACAAAACAAGAUGACAAGUGUAGAGAAGGGUUGGGAAUUGAAGAUUGUGGCCCUGAAGCCAAAGAUCGCCACCGCGAUCUUAGAGGCCCAGGGCGCGAACUUCACGUUGAAGGAGCCUUGGAGAAGCAGAGAGUUUCCCUAGUCGCAUCACGACCAACAUUCACUUUGCUCGAGAGGAAGAUUGAAGCCACGACUCGUAGAUCGCGACCGCGAAGUCAGCCCGCGAUCUCCAGCCUUCAGAAGGCCAUGACAACGUUGUCUUAAGAUUGCGGCCUGUCCUCAGAAGAUCACGCCCGCGAUCUCCCAUCCUCAGGCAACGAACUUUCCCGAGUCCAGAAUGCCUAUAAAUAAAAGACCCAUUUCCCCUUUUGAAGAGAACUGAUUUCGAGAGAAAUUUUUGGUUCUAGAGAGAGAAAAGAGAAAGAAGCUGAAGGAAGGAGAAGAGAAGGAGAAGAAGGAGGAGCUAGGAGGCAUCUUCUUCAACCCCAAGUCUUCUUCUAUUUCUUCCAUGUAUCUUCUUCGCUCCUUUAUGGAGUAGUCCUCUAAGGUAAUAGAAGUUCUAAACCCCAAACCUUAGUUUUAGGGUUUACUAUGUAUAUAUGGAUAUUUUAGGGUUUGAAUGAAUGAAUGUGUUUGUCUAGUUGAUUUUAAUGCCACUCUUUCCUAAUUGAUGAUGCUUGGGUAAUUUUCCCUAAUCUCCCCUCUUAGCCUCCUUUAUGCUACCGCCCUGGGUACGGAGUUCUAGGGAUAGACGGGUAUGCGCCACCUGGCGAGUUUAGGUUAGAUGUGUGAAUGGGGGCCUACAGUGGUCGAGGCGACCGAACCCCUGCUAUAGGUAUCCAACCUAGAUGAAACCCAGGAUGAAAUCUCGGUGUGGACGUUGGAUAGUGUCCAUUGAAAUGAGCCAUAAGCUUAAUGCCCUAGAUACGAUAGCCUUGAUCGAGGUGACUGGAACAUGGGUUUAGGGGAGGCGUACUCAAAGGCGUAUGGAUAACCACGAAAGCCCACAGAAAAGAGCUCACUCACCACAUUCGAUGACCCUAAGUAUCUAUAUAUGCAUAGUGACCCUAAGCUAGGGGGAGGGAUAGUUCCCCGAAGUACCUGCUUUUAGCUUUGAUCAAUCUUUAGACUAGUGUUUCCUCAUAUCCUUCACUCAAACCUCAAAAACUGAUUAACUAAUUACCAACUAGGUGGGAAGUAGGCUAGGGUACCGAGACCCGAGUAGAAUACGACCUUGAUUACCAUUAUACGAUAAUGUCGUUCUAGGUUAAACUUGGCCUAGGAUGGGAUAGUUGUUGAUAUGUGCUAACCUCUGACAAUAGCCUGCAUGAAUUCAAGUGAUCUGGCUCGGGUGGUAGGUCGGGCAGACUACAUUCUCAAUGGGAGGUGGAUCCUUGCAGGGCAGGCCUGGCUAUUUCGGCCAAUAUGGGCCAAGAGAGAAUUGAGGAGGCCAGUUGGUCUCUCCUAUGAUUGGCUGAGCAUGAGGACUAGGUCGGGCAAUGAUUGGGCUUCAGGGACAUUUAAUGGAGCUGGGCGAAGCCAGGUGUGUCCAACUGAGUCAGGAAUUGAUGGGAGAGAAGAAAAGAGUUGGCUCUUCAAUCCCAAGACAACCCAAAUUGAUUUUGCUAAGUAUAAUGGGCAAGAGGAUCAUCUGUAUGGUUUGCGCCAGUCAAGCAGUUCUUCAAAUUUCAACCAAUUCAAGAGGAGCAAAAUGCUUUUUUGGUAUCUUAUCAUUUGGAAGGGGAUGCUGAUCAAUGGUGGAAAUGGGUGUAUCGCACUACUACAAAGACCGGGCAAUCAAUUACUUGGGCUCGGUUUAGAGAAGAGUUGUGGGUUCGAUUCAGACCUUCAGAAAGCACUUCUAACCACGAAGCUCUCGCAAAUAUUAAAUAAACUGGAUCAUUGAAU
This is a messenger RNA of Linum trigynum, 2508 nucleotides long. NCBI's taxonomy places the organism in Eukaryota, Viridiplantae, Streptophyta, Magnoliopsida, Malpighiales, Linaceae. The record is from the annotation of a GenBank genome assembly.